Messenger RNA from Oryzias latipes (Japanese medaka), 3822 nucleotides. RefSeq names its product kelch repeat and BTB (POZ) domain containing 8 (gene kbtbd8). The record is from RefSeq and is a predicted model, not a curated record. NCBI's taxonomy places the organism in Eukaryota, Metazoa, Chordata, Actinopteri, Beloniformes, Adrianichthyidae. Gene Ontology annotation, molecular function: protein binding.
UCAUCUCUUAGACGCUGAUUGGUUGCUUCUUGUUUCCGGGGCUCCUGUGUGUUCACCCUGACGUUUCUCGGUCUGCCCCGAAACAGACUGGAGAGAAUGGCUGCCAGUGGAGAGGUAGGGAAGCUGUUACAAGUACAAAAUGGGACACCUCCUACCACCAACUUCAACGGGGUAGAUGCUGUGCACGCCUGCAACAUUCUUCAGCAGCUCAAAGCCUUGUAUGAUGAAGCACAGCUCACAGAUAUUGUUGUGGAAGUGGACCAUGGCAAGACUUUCUCGUGCCACCGGAAUGUUCUUGCUGCAAUCAGCCCAUAUUUUAGGUCCAUGUUCACCAGUGGCCUUACAGAGAGCAGUCGGCGUGAAGUCAGAAUUGUUGGGGUGGAAUCGGAAUCCAUGCACCUUGUUCUAGACUAUGCCUACACAUCCAGAGUCACGCUCUCUGAGUCCAACGUCCAAGCCCUGUUCACUGCAGCCAGCAUUUUCCAGAUCCCCGCUUUGCAGGAUCAAUGUGCCCAGUUCAUGGUCAGCCGGCUCGACCCUCAGAACUGCAUAGGAGUCUUCAUGUUUGCCGAUGCGUACGGGCAUCAGGAACUGAGGGAACGCUCGCAAGAUUACAUUCGCAAAAAGUUUCUGUGUGUAGCGAGGGAGCAAGAAUUCCUCCAGAUGACCACAGAGCAGCUGGUCAGCAUCUUGAACAGCGAUGACCUAAAUGUAGAGAAAGAAGAGCAUGUUUUUGAGAGCAUCGUCCGCUGGCUGGAACACGAUCGAUCGGGACGCGAAGUCUACCUUACUGAGGUUUUCUCUCAGUGCAUCCGUCUGCCCUUGCUGGAUGAGGCCUUCCUCAGUCGGAUUCCCGCCACAUUUGCUUGUGCCCUGGCCUUGUCAAACGAUCCCGCAGAGACCAAAGCCCGCCUCACGGGAACAAAUGGUUGCCCACAGCGACUGGGCAUGACCGCUUCCGAGAUGGUCAUCUGCUUUGACGCUGCCCACAAACACUCAGGUAAGAAGCAGACGGUGCCUUGCCUGGACACCGUCACAGGUCGGGUGUUCAAACUCUGCAAGCCCCCCAACGAUCUCCGUGAGGUUGGGAUCUUAGUAUCGUCAGAGAAUGACAUUUAUAUUGCUGGUGGAUACCGGCCAAGCAACAGCGAGGUGUCCAUUGACCAUCGAGCAGAGAGUGACUUCUGGCAGUACGAGCACGCAGGCAACCGCUGGCUCCCCCGCGCACCCCUGUUGAGAGCAAGAAUAGGCUGCAGACUGGUGCACUGCUGUGGAAAGCUCUACGCUUUGGGAGGACGGGUGUACGAAGGCGACGGGCGAAACGCGCUUAAAUCCGUGGAGUGUUACGACACCAGGGACAACUGUUGGACUGCAGUCAGUCCUAUGCCAGUGGCCAUGGAGUUUCACAGUGCUGUGGAGUAUAAAGACCGCAUCUAUGUCCUCCAAGGUGAAAAUUUCUUCUGCUUUGAUCCUCGGAAGGACUAUUGGAGUCAUCUGGCCCCAAUGACCGUCCCUCGGAGUCAAGGUCUGGCUGCCUUGUAUAAGAACUGCAUUUACUACAUUGCCGGCAUCUGCAGGAACCACCAGCGCACCUUCACAGUGGAGGUCUACGACAUAGAGACCAACACGUGGAGCCGAAGGAGAGAUCUGCCCUUCGACCACGCCACCAGCCCAUACAUCAAGGCCAUGCUGCUGCAGGGCAGGCUCCACCUGUUUGUGCGGGCCACACAGGUCAUGGUGGAGGAGCACGUGUUCCGCACCAGCCGCAAGAACUCCCUUUACCAGUACGACGACGAGGCAGACGCAUGGGCCAAAGUCUAUGAGACGCCCGAUCGCCUCUGGGAUUUGGGUCGCCAUUUUGAAUGUGCGGUGGCCAAACUUUACCCCCAGUGUCUCCAGAAAGUGCUUUGAGGGAGCUGGUUUCUGUGAACCCAAUCUACUUCAGUGGAGGGAGUUGCGUGGUUCUGCCCGUCUUGUGCCUGGUCAUUGCCUUUGGUUGCGCACCAUACGGACGUCUCCUCAUCUGUUCAAACUCCUGGUUAUUCCCGUGAUCAAAACCGAGGGUGCUUUUGAAGAAUGCAGUAUUUCGUUGUUGUUCUUGUUUUGUUUUUCUUCUCCUGACAGCACCAACUACCCACACUGAGACUUGUUUGACAGAACUGUACAACAGAUCAUAAGUGCAAUUAUCCUAUUUUUUGCUUGUUGUUGAGCCAUCUUCUAUUUUUGUUUGAGAUACAUAAAUAGGUCUGGAUUUUUACAAAUCUUUGGCAUGCCAAUAAGGGUGAUGGCAAAUUUACAUGCCCCUUGGAGAUAUGGAUGCUAUGUGUCAGCUAAAUUGAUAUUCUCUCUAUAUAAAUAACUUUAUAAACUAUAUAUUCAUACGGGUAAGAUGAGUACCAUAGCUCAUUAGUAGGUUGCUAGCUCUGAGGUUUUUUUCUUUUCUUGCUUUUCUUUUGGUGUGUCUGUCCAUGUCUGUCUUUGGCUUCUUUUCUAGACUUGUUUUAAUAAUAAGCGUGCUUGUGAUAAUACAUUACCGUAGUCUUUUAAAAAGUUAGAAGCAUGUAUAUUUUUAUUGCCCUCUCUUCCUUCACAAGUCAGUGUGUCAAAACAUACACUAAAUAUGGCUUCAGAGCUAUUUUUUAUUUGUAUUUUUUUUGUUUAGUUUUGAGAUUCCAGUUGAAUGGGGCUCCCGUUCUUUUGAGUGGAUUUUUGUGUGAUGUGCAGAGAAAUCGUAAUUGAAAUCUUGGAGUAUUCGCUCUCCACAUUGGAGAAAGUAAGACAGUCAAAUUUGUGCUAACGCUAAGUGGCAAGUUCAGACCAACUAACAGGUUUACCUCAGAGACGUUCAUUUUUUGUGUGCGACAAACAAGGAGAAAAGGGAUGUUUAUUUUAUUUUUGUAGGCUGAAAACGCAGCUUUGUGAAAUGCUCAGUUCAGCAUUGAUGCUCCAGGUUACUCUUUUGCAUCAGACUAACAUUAAAACAAAUAUUUGAGUUCUUGUUUUGGUUGUUGUGGACAGUAAAGUGGAUUGUGUGGUAGCAAUAAAUCAAGGAACUGUGAUUAGGCUACAUUAUGUCGUAUUUCCUUUAGUAAAAUGUUUUGUUUGCUUGUUUCUGCUGUGGAGAGCAAAGGUUGCUUGAGUUGUGAUUGUUUUGUGGGUGCGGGCGGGAAGCGGCGUGUAAUUUGGUGCAGGACAUGUGUGAUGCCGAUGUGCCUGGCAAGCAGAGGAAGCGUGGAGAUCCAAAAGAAAACUUCCCCUCCUUGAUGAAGAAUAACUGAGAAGUCUUACUCGGCUUUGCACUGGAUCGCUCCCCACUUUAAAAGUCCUCAACUGCAGACUUUGUGAAGCACCCUCCAGAACCAGACUAUUUUACCAAGUGAGGAGGAGUGUCUGCAUUUUGGAUCAUUUCAUUCAACAACCAUGACCUUCUUUUUGUUUUUGUUCCCCACCUCCACAGGUCACGUAAGGACACAAACUGUUGGUGCUGCCAUUUUUUUUUCUCGCUUUCAAGGACAAUCUUGUAGAAAACUAGUCCACCACUCAGUGGCCCUCCUUUAAGAGUCAGCGCUGUCAGGUUUCUCCAGCAGGUUCUUGUGUCUCAUCUUUGCACUACACAUCUACAGAGUCAAUAAAAUGGUGCCCAUCAAUGACGUGUAGUAUAGCAAUCAUCCAAAAGGUUUACAUGGAUUUAAAGAAAUGCAUUUAGUAGGGAUUUGAAGAUACACUUCUCCAAGAGAAGACCCUCUGUUUGAAAGACUUGAAGCUUUUUUUUAAAAUCCCAAUAAACCAACUUCCCCCUCUGCCCCAAAAAAAAAAAAAAAA